AUGCCGCAGAAGUUUUAUGUCACCUACAAUCAGGUACACAAAUUGUGCCAAACAUCUGCUGACCAGAUUCUGAAUGCCUUCCACCCUAACCUCAUGAUCGCUAUCGGCGGCGGUGGCUACGUCCCGGCUCGAAUUCUGCGUUCCUUCCUCAAACGCUCUGGCGAGCCCAAUAUCCCAAUUCAGGCCAUCGGUUUAUCGCUCUAUGAGGACCUCGGUCGCGGUGACCCAGAAGAGGUUCCUGGUACUAAGGUCACUCGGACUCAAUGGCUGGAUCUAAGCUCCCUGGAAAUGGCAAACCUCAUUGGCAAGAACAUUCUCAUCGUUGAUGAAGUUGAUGACACCCGGACGACACUGGAGUAUGCCGUUCGCGAGCUUGAAAAAGACGUGGAACUGGCCCAGAAGCAGCUUGGGAGAGAGGGCGAGAAGACGAAUUUCUUUGUAUUCGUUCUUCACAACAAAAACAAGUCAAAGAAGGGUGUGCUGCCUGCUGAUAUGAUGGAAUCGCAUCGGUAUCAUGCUGCAGUUACAACUGAAGAUGUUUGGAUUUGUUAUCCAUGGGAGGCCAAGGAUAUUGAUGAACACGAUCAAUUGGCCGAGAAAAACCCAAUCAUCUGAAGCGCCAGGGACCCAUGACUAAAUUAACCCAUUUCGCUCUUCGUCGCCCUUCUAAAACCAUGGGUUUUGGGGACCCCAACUACGCUCGCCCACAUUUCUUCUAAUUGCUUUGCACAUAUAUUAUUUCCAUUUUCUUUUCAUGUUCUUUUUGUUUUAAACUUGACAGGGCUAUACUGGACAUGCCGCUUUACGAACGAAUGGUGUUUUUUUCUCUCUCUCUUUGUAUUCGGUGAUAAAUUAUAGAUAAAGAAAUGACUUGGUUCUAUUUAGAACAGACUCACGAGUUAUG
Messenger RNA from Aspergillus steynii IBT 23096, 904 nucleotides. Its product is annotated as xanthine phosphoribosyltransferase. Gene Ontology annotation, biological process: hypoxanthine metabolic process; XMP salvage; GMP salvage. Gene Ontology annotation, molecular function: hypoxanthine phosphoribosyltransferase activity. Lineage: Eukaryota; Fungi; Ascomycota; Eurotiomycetes; Eurotiales; Aspergillaceae. The record is from RefSeq and is a predicted model, not a curated record. The transcript is spliced from 5 exons. Gene Ontology annotation, cellular component: cytoplasm. The coding region runs from base 1 to 615 and encodes 204 amino acids.